AGGAUUUCGGGUGUACAACAUCAUUCAACUCUCUGGGUAAGAAACUACCCAGAGAGUGUGGCUGGAGACAGUUUAACAUGAUUUAUUGUUAUGAAAUGAACAGUAGGCUGGAAGCUAUUGCAACCUUCACCAUGUGUCCAGCACUGGAACCAACAAAAAUUGGUCGAUUAUAUCGGUAGUAACAAAUGGAUUGAGUUUUGAUCCUUUGCCAAUCGUAGCAAGCCAGACACGAAAUCCUGCAUAUUGCUAUCCUGGUGUGUGGUAUCAUUUUUUGUUUUUGUUUUUUGUUCUUUGAGGGGAUGUAGUAUCAGAUCUCGGUGUUGGUUCAGUUCUCUGGUAAGUCAAGCACGUACUCCCUCCUUCCGUCCGGAAUUAGUUGUCGUGCAGAUGGAUGUAAUUCCGGACGGAGGUAAAUCAGGGUGUGAUUGUGAUGCCGUGGUGUGCCAGUUGCAGGGUUGCUCAUUUGUAGCUCAAGUUCAAGGGGCAUCAUGCUUUCUCGCAAGCUCCCGUGGAACCUGGCGACGGGACGGGUCUAACUUUGCAACCCUGGUCUAAAAUCUGCAAGUUGCAACUGGCACAGCGGCACGAGUAUGGAAAUAUGUACCCGGAAAAGUCUAGUCCAAAUAUCAUGACACGAGUCAGCGCACGCGCGGUCGGUCGCUGGUGGAGGAGUUUAUACCCUUCCGUUCCACCGAAUGGACAGAAGCAAGGAGUGCUCCAUCAGUCCUUUCCUCGUCCCACCCCCGCUUCCGCUUCCGGCGACCGCGUGCCGCACCGGGGACAGCGGCACCCACCGGACCGGAGGAGGAGAUGGAGACGGCGCCGGGUUCGCGCUGCCGCCGGUGCCUGGAGAUCCUGUGCGCCGUCCUCCUCCCGCCGCUCGGCGUCUACCUCCGCCACGGCUUCUGCUCCAUGCGGUUCUUGAUCAGCGUGCUGCGCACCAUCAUCGGCUACUACUUUUGCCUUCUCUUCGUUAUUCAAGCCCCCGUCAUGGGUUACGUGCGGAACUGCCUCACCUUCUUCUGUGUCUUGCUCCUCGUCGCAUUCCUCAACUGCCCCAGUAAUGGCGCUAACGACGACGUCGACGACUCCGCCACCGCCGCCUCCUCCGUCCUGGUCGCCUGACCGUGUUUGAAGAUUCCAUGCCGUGUGGAUUGCCAGGCCCACAACGAGAUUAUUUGGGCGAGGUCUUGUCACUGUACCAAAAUUGAGUUGACCCACUUAAAUCCAACCUCCUUAUUGUGCCUCCUUGUGUUUUUUUACAAAAGGGUGAAUUCUAGCUUAAAAACGGAGCAUCAAAGUGAUAUACAAUUA
Aegilops tauschii subsp. strangulata is the source of this 1314-nucleotide messenger RNA. RefSeq lists its product as uncharacterized. Gene Ontology annotation, molecular function: zinc ion binding; DNA binding; transposase activity. Gene Ontology annotation, cellular component: membrane. The record is from RefSeq and is a predicted model, not a curated record. Gene Ontology annotation, biological process: DNA transposition. NCBI's taxonomy places the organism in Eukaryota, Viridiplantae, Streptophyta, Magnoliopsida, Poales, Poaceae.